Notothenia coriiceps (black rockcod) is the source of this 281-nucleotide messenger RNA. Its product is annotated as probable G-protein coupled receptor 158. The annotation marks the transcript as partial. Lineage: Eukaryota; Metazoa; Chordata; Actinopteri; Perciformes; Nototheniidae. The transcript is spliced from 2 exons. The record is from RefSeq and is a predicted model, not a curated record.
GUAAGGAGCUGGGCUCUAACAGAGACGAUUCCUCUGAGGUGUCCAGUAAGUGCCUGCCGUGCCGUGAGGGCUGCCCCUACUGCCGGGACGAGACCCCCUGCCUGGCGCAGGAGGACGGGGCCCUGAGGCUAGCUGUGGCCUCCUUCCAGGGUCUGUGCACGGUGCUGGACCUGGCCGGCAUGGUGGUCAUCUACCACUUCAGGAGGAUGAAGAGCAUCCGCACAUCUGGUCUCAUCCUACUUGAAGCCAUUUUGUUUGGGGCUUUGCUGCUCUACUUCCCA